GGUUACAACUUGCGUGUUUUUGAACAGUGCGUACCGUGUUGAGAGUUACUUUAUUAUUUUAUUAAAUUAAUUUAUUAAUUAUUAUUAUUAAGUUUAAAUUAAGUGAUAAUUUGGAUUGUUUAUUGUUAUUUUAACAAAUAGACAUAGAUUUUGUGUAUGAAAAUGUUUAUUUUGAACACAAUCUUGCUGCUAAGUUCAGUGACCUUGGCCCUGUGUCUCGUGGACAAUGACCUCUACAGCACGAGCCGGCGCGCCGGGUACGGGUUACUGAGACCCGGGUAUGACGGACCCGGCUACGGUGGGGGAUACGGCGGGGGGUACGGUGGACCCGGCUACGGGGGCAACUACCCCGGUCAAUAUCAAGGUGGUUAUGGAGGGGGAUAUAAUGGAUAUCCGGGAGGAUAUGGAGGAUACGGCGGAUAUGGACAGAACAGUGCCGGAUAUGGAGGCUAUCGGCCCGGCUACGACAACCGUCCCGGAUAUAACUACCCCGGAUCAACAGGUUACCCCGGGUCAGGGUACCCCGGUUACUCAGGCUACAGACCCGGGUACCAACGCCCCGGGUACGACAGACCCUAUGGGAACAGUUACGACGGUUACGGUGGAUUCGGGGAUUUCAGAUCACUCAGCACGAGAUCCGGGGACGCUAAAAAGACAAUUUAAAACUGUCAAUAUUUGUAAAAUAAAUAAACAAUUGCUCUCUAUUUAAAAAAAAUAUAAUAUUAUUUAAAUAAA
Messenger RNA from Bicyclus anynana (squinting bush brown), 735 nucleotides. RefSeq names its product prisilkin-39. The transcript is spliced from 4 exons. The coding region runs from base 157 to 663 and encodes 168 amino acids. The record is from RefSeq and is a predicted model, not a curated record. Lineage: Eukaryota; Metazoa; Arthropoda; Insecta; Lepidoptera; Nymphalidae.